This is a messenger RNA of Biomphalaria glabrata, 5278 nucleotides long. RefSeq names its product growth hormone-regulated TBC protein 1-like. Lineage: Eukaryota; Metazoa; Mollusca; Gastropoda; Planorbidae. The record is from RefSeq and is a predicted model, not a curated record. The transcript has 10 exons. Bases 433 to 1524 code for a protein of 363 amino acids.
ACAGUUGACACCACUACGCUCAAAAGGAUAUGAGGCUGUGUCAAUGAGUUUCAUGUUUUGAGAUAUUUGAGUGUUUAGUUCUUGGAUCUUAAUGUCAUUUCAACGUAGUUAAAUUAAAGCUGCAUGAAAGAUUUCAGUGUUCAAGUUGUUUGUCUAAAAGGAAGUUCUAUUACAAUUAGAGCCUUUAAGAAACAAAACUUGUACAAGUGCUAAAAUUUCUUGAUUUGUGAAAAUAAAUUGUCUUCUUUUGCCAAAAAAAAGUGGGAAAAAAAGAUUCCUUGGUAGAAAAACAAGACAUUUGUGAUAUCACUUCUAUAAAGAACAAAAAAAAAGGAUUUUAUUCAUUGAGAUAUAACAUUGAUCUAUUGUGUGACCACCCAGUUUUCUAAUAGGGAACAUCAUCUUUUGUUUAUUUUGGCCAAACCAAUUACUAUGGAGGAACAAGCCGUAACUGACUUGAACAAAGACAAGGAUACCUCUGAUACACCUUCCACUGUCUCUUAUUCUCCCUCUAACAGUGAAUAUGAUAUCAUUGAUAGAAAAGUUGAUCCUUAUGGCUUUGAAAGGACUGCAGAAUUUGACUUUGAAUCGUAUGAGAAGUUCAUGUCAACUUAUCUGUCCACACUGUCAAGAAGAGCUUCCAGGUGGAAGUCAAGCUUCAAAAAGAUGGACAAUUUGUCCAACUCAAGAAAAUUGAAACGUUUUUGUCGCAAAGGCAUUCCUGGGGACUUGCGUCCAGAUGUUUGGAUGCAGAUAAGUAAAGCCUCCAAAAGAAUGGCUGAAGAUCCACAAAAGUACACCACACUGAGAAGCCAACGCACUGACCCUGCAGUGUCUGAAAGUAUUUUAUUAGAUAUCCACCGAACAUUUCCAGAAAAUGUUUACUUUAGUGAGCUGGCUGACCCUGGGUCAUUGAAAAAACCUUUACAAAAUGUUCUUGAAGCCAUAUCCUUGAGUAAUCCACACUUAGGGUACUGCCAGGGAAUGAACUUUAUUGCUGGUCUUUUAUUGCUGGUCAUGAAAUCUGAGGAGAAGGCUUUUUGGUUAAUGGACACUCUGAUACAGACAAUAUUACCAGACUUUUAUGCUCCAGAUAUGAUUGCUGUUAAAGCUGAACAGGAUCUACUUGGGGAACUUGUCAAGUGGAAGCUUCCAGAUUUACACAGUCACCUGGAAGGGCUAGGUGUGCAGUGGUGCCUGGUGGGGAUGAAGUGGUUCAUCUGUCUCUAUGCUGACGUUAUGCCUGUGGAUACAGUGCUGCGUGUUUGGGAUUGCUUGUUUCUGGAAGGUUCUAAAAUUCUCCUACGAGUGGCCCUGACUUUGAUAACGCUGAAUAAAGACCGUCUGCUCAAGUGCACCAACUUUCCCCAAGCAGUCGAAGUGUUUAAGGACAUUGUCAAGGACCCAAUUACUCUAGAGUGUCACACAUUCAUGCAGAACAUCUUUAAAGUGACUGGGUCCAUGCCUGGGGAUAAAAUCAAGGCCAUGAGAGAGAAAUGUGUCAGGCAGGCGCUACAGUCAUAAAUCUCAGACAGAAUGUCACCAUGCAAUGUCCCACCCCUAAGUCUUAUAUAAAUUUGGAAGUAUAUUUGUGUUCUUUCAAUUUUUUAUUUUUUUUGCUUGAUCUGUACUUUCAACCGCAAGUGGCCAGAUUUUUAUCAGGAUAAUUUUUAAACAUGGCUUUCAUUAAUUUUUGUUUUAUCAAUAUAUUUUUAAAAUAUUUAUUUGAGGAUAUUUCUUUCACUUCAUCGGUGUUAUUUAGGUUGAAUGAUUUUAAUUUGAAAUAAACAAAAAUAUCUGUUCUUGUUAUUGUAGUAAGAUUUUAAAAAAUAGUUACAUUAAUUUGAAAAAUGUAAGUCAUGAGAAUUACCGUAAAGUUCAGUAAUAAAUUUUCCAUAAUAUUUCAUUGUUAAAUACAUUUUUUACUGAAAUAGUAGUUAAUAGAAAAUUUUGUUAUUUAAAUUUAUUUAAAAGUUGUACUUAAAACAAAUUUACAUGCUUAAAAAAAACAAUCAUAUAAUUUAAUCUUGCUAAUAAAUAAAUAGCUAAUUAAAAGGUUGUAUUCUAUCAUAAGUCUGUAAGAAAUAUAUCUGCUUCAAAGUAGCAGCUUUAAAUUGUUGAUUUCCCACUUUUCAUAUUUGAUAAAAGUUUUACUUUGACCAGUUUUGUGACAAGACUCAAUUUGCCUGGUUGGGUCGUAAAUUUGUUUGUUUAAUUUCCUUUGAACUACUUUUUACAUGUGAAGCAUAUUGAAACAUUCUUAGACCAAAUAUAUUUUUUAUAUUUACAAAAUGUUAUUUAUUCCAUGAUCAUAGCACAUUAUCUUAACCAUGACAGUUGAAAAGCUGGAAGUAUCUUAAUAAGACAAUAUGAAGUUAUUGUUUGAAACCAAAAAUAAUUCAGCAUUUACACAUUAUUCCAUAUUUAGUUUGUUUUUAAAAUGAAUCGGUUAUAGUUAAUAAUGAAAGAUGUGGCAUGUUUAUUUAAAGCAUGCUUUUGUUUUGGUUGAUCCAUUCCAUGAGAGAACUAUAUUUUUUACACAUUGUUUAUUUCAAGUGUUCUGCUUUACCUGGAACAUGAUUGAACUUUUAUUUGAUAGAUUUUUUUUUCCUUAUUUAUGUCAUCGAGUGAUUCUGUUAUUUCAAUAUGUUUAUUUUCAAGUGUAUCACAUAAACAUUGCUCAAAUCUUUAUUUGCUUGUAACAUUUUUGUUUACAUGUUUUCCAGUAUUCCAUAUUUUUUAAGAACAUUGCCAUUUAUAGAUCAAAUUUAUUUACUGUUUCGUAUCAUCAUUCCAGUAAACCUAAUCUACUACAAUGUGUGAACAAUAAGUUUUUAUACCAUUUAUUAAGUUUAUCAAUUCUUUACCAAGCUUAGCAAUUAAUACAUUCUAAUUGAACAGUGUUGUGAAUAUAUUUUAUCCUAUUCAAGUGAUGGAUCAGUUGUUUGUUUGUUUUUUUGUUUAAAAGCCGGCCACUGCAAUCUGUUCUAUGAACACAAGACAUAGACUGGCAAAAAAAUCUUUAUCAUAGAUUUUAAUUUAACUUCAUCUUUAGAGUACAUAGCCCAACAGUUUGUUUUUUUCAACCCAUUAGCCCCUAUUGUGAUAGGAUGUCUAUUACGGGAUUAGCCCAAUGUGGUAAGGUAUGUCGAGCCACUGUUAUUAUUUUAAAGCUUUCCUGUAGAAAGAGCUCAUCAUGUCUUGUUAGGAAUAAGAGCUUUGACACUCUUUUUUAGUUGAAAUCAGAUAUGUUUAGCUACUUUAUGGAUUUUUUAAACAAACAGGUUAUUGAACUAAUAGAAACGGGCAGUGAAUAAAAAAAUUAUACCAUAUCUCAGCCCUAUGCAUAUUUUUUCUAAUUUUAAACUGUUCGUUUUCACUGAGCAAACUAUUUUUGGUGCUUUUUUCAAUAUCACAUCAUAACUCUCUCCAUAUAUAUUUAGAGAGAGAGAGAGCUCAGUGUAUCAAACAUUUAAAUUUGCAUUUUUGAUAGAUAAUGAUUUUUUAAAAAAUAGCUUUAAUAUAGCAGCUUUCAUGAUUAUAGCAUGCUCAAUGCGCUAUGGUCCAAUCUCUUUUGUGUGGGGGAGGGGUAUCUGCAAGAAGGUUUCCAUCCUACUUUUAAGCGCUCAACAAAUGCAACUCUGGAUUCGAACUCGAGCCCCCUUCUUAGGUGGUCAAGCUGGAGACAAGCGGUAUUCUGUACAGUUCCAUUUGUGUUGUUGUUUCAGAGAGGAUAUGUGCAAUAUUUUGUCUUCUCCCUUUUAUCUCUGGGGAGUGCAUAGCCAAACUUUAUUGUCCUAAACUGAAAGGGACUGCUUCUGCUUGUAAAGUGUUUUAGAGUUAUCUGACUUGAUGUGACCAAAUGUACAACUCAAAAGUACAACUCUUAAAGUCAAUGUAGCCUAUAUGAAAAUAGAUACAAGAGACUUGUUUAGGAAUAAAAACAUCUAUUAAUUAAAAUAUCUUUUGUUUAUUUGAUUAUCCACCUGCACCUAAUUGCCAAUAGUUAGUGUUGGUUUUACACUACUAUUACAGUGUGCUGGGUUCAGUCAUCAAAAGAUAAAAAAUUUCCUAAAUCUUUUCUAUCUGCUCUUUUAUUCUGACACAUGACGUGUGUCACUUUAAUACCCUCAGCCCAUUUCCAGCUUCAGCACAGAAGCAAUGACUUUGUUAAAAAAAAAUCCUGUCCAUACUCAGAAUCUUGAAACUUCAAGUAACCCAACUUUAUCUUUUGAUGUUUAUUAUUAUUACUAUUCAACAAAACCAGAUCAUUUCUAUUUGAUGUUUUAGCUGAUUUCAUUUAACGCAAAAAUAAAUAUAAAAAAACUGCAUGAUGAGCUAAAUAUAUGUGUUUGUAGAUGUUAUCUUUUCUUUAGUAUAUAUUUUUUUUUAAUCUUUUUUUUUCUCCCAGUCCUCAUUAAGUAGCUUCGUGUUCCUGGGUAUAAGAUCUUGUGUACAGCUCUUUUUGUUUCGCACAUACUUUCGAUUUCAUUUUGAUAACAUCUAAAGAGAGCUCUUUGUAUUUCAGAUGUUUAGCUUGUUCCUCUUUUUCUAUUUUCCUAUUUCUAUUUUCCAAACAAUCUAAGACAUAGUUUUCUGAGUAGUAUGUUUUGUUGUUUUCUAUUUCAACAUGUUUUCACAAUAUAAAAUAAUAUUGAAAGAGAAUAGAUUAUAUGUUGUUAUUCUUGUUAGAGUAUUUCAGACAACUGUUGGCCUCUAUAAUAUCAGCAAUUUUGUCAAGGUUCUUUUUUAUAGAAUUAAUACAUCUGACCAUUCAAAAAAUUGACAUUGAAAGCCAAUUUUUUUUUGUGGUGUUGACAAGACCAAUCCCACUUGAUUACUGUUCGGUUGUCUUGUAAUGAAUGUGUCCUCAAUUUAUGUGUACAUCAGAAGGCGUAAAUAAUAGUUGGGUUAAAAAAAGCUUCAUCUGAAGCAGAUGUAAUGAAUGUUCCAAUCAUGCUCAUCAUUGUGGGACAACUUGAAUCAAUAUUUUGUUCAUUUUAUUUUGGUGAUAUUAAUUAACAUAAGAGUAUAUAUUUUAAAUUCAUAUAUAUUUUAAAUUCAUAUCAUGUCUUUAUGUGUCUCAAAUAGUCAAAUUGUUACUAAUUAUGACAGUAAAUUGUUUUUUUUUUUACUAAUGGUAUAAUGUAGGUGACAAUACUCAUAUGUCAUAAAAUGAUAUUGACAAGCUUGUUUUUUGGUCAUCAAGGAGUUAUGAAAAUACAUAUUAUGUAAGCAUUAUUUCAUCAUUUUGAAAUAAAAUACUUGUGUUUCUUUU